This is a messenger RNA of Phytophthora nicotianae INRA-310, 636 nucleotides long. RefSeq lists its product as hypothetical. The record is from RefSeq and is a predicted model, not a curated record. Bases 1 to 636 code for a protein of 211 amino acids. The transcript has 3 exons. Lineage: Eukaryota; Oomycota; Peronosporomycetes; Peronosporales; Peronosporaceae.
AUGGCCAGCAGCGAGUGCAGCACCGACUUUGAGGCCUCCACCUCUGUUGUUUCCAGCUCUGCUAAUGCUGUCUCCGAGGAGCAGGACUACUACGACGACGACUUUGACGACUACUCGGACUCGUUCGAAUCGGACAACGAUGUCAUCGUACCGGACCAAUCCGUUGUUGCAGUGGCCUCGAGCUCACCAGACUGUUGUCUGCUACCUGUUGGGAUGCGCGUGCAGGUAUUCUGGAAAGAGGAAAACGAGUGGUUUAACGGCGUGAUCCAGAGUGUCAAGGAAGUCAAUGAACCGCGCUAUUUCGUGCAUUACGACGAUGGCGAGCAGCAGUGGGAGGGUUCAGCAAGCAUACGCCCGCUUCCUGAAUCGAUCACUGGUACAGCUCAGUACACUCAAAUGCAACAAUUGCUGCCGCUGAAUGCACACGACGCACGAGCCAUAAUCGACAGAAGAGCGAUAGUGUACUGGCCUGAUGAAGGAGAAUGGUAUAACGGCAUUGUCAGCUCUGCUCAAGGGUUUCCCCCAGCAGUAAAGAUCGAAUAUGAGCCGCUGGGAGCAGGAGCACAUGCUCAAUUCUAUUCUCUUGCUACGUGCAACAACGGAAUCACAGCAACCACAAACAGCUUUAACUACUGA